Messenger RNA from Cotesia glomerata, 2067 nucleotides. RefSeq lists its product as uncharacterized. The transcript has 2 exons. Bases 1527 to 2003 code for a protein of 158 amino acids. Lineage: Eukaryota; Metazoa; Arthropoda; Insecta; Hymenoptera; Braconidae. The record is from RefSeq and is a predicted model, not a curated record.
UAUAUACUCGAAAGUAGAGACUGUAUAUACUAUAAGGAAUUUUAGAUUGGUAUUAUCUGUCUCUGUCUUACAUUAGAUAAUAUCUUAAGCGGUGACUGGAUUUAUCGUGUGUUACUCUGGGUCACAGGUCAAUCACGUUCUCUCUAAAUUGCUAAACAAUUUCACAUACAAAUCACUAAACUUACCAACAAUUUCUUUCAUAUUUUAAAUUACUAUUCACCUUUGUAUUAUUUUUAGUAAAUAGUAUUACGAUGUGAGUAGAGAAAGUCGAGUAUUAAUUUAAAAAAUAAGGAAAUUAUUGUAUUAUUAUCGCAUUCUUAAAUUUUAAUUUUUAUCUCUGCAAUGCGCUACACAUCUUUAGUUGGUUUAAUGUCAAGGUCAGAGAUUCAGGAUUCAUGCCAAACUUUGAAUUCUCUUUAAAAGAUAAAUGCCUUCACACGCGAUCAUAUUAUCUACCACAUGAGCUAAUAUAAUCUCCAGAUCUUGGCUGGUGUUUCAAUUUAUACCUUUUUACUUCCUUACCCAGAAUAACCAUAAACAAUAAAUAUUUACACGCGUUCAUUUUCAAUAAUAUACCCAUAAUUGCGGUAAUAAAAAUGAAAAAUAGAGAAAAAAAAAAAAAGUUUAAAGCCUACUGAAUAAUAAAUGAAACGGUAAAACAGUCUGCUCGAGAAGUAAAGUCGAGAAAAAAAAAAAAAAAAAGAAAAAGUGGAGCGAAAGCUUAAUUUCUUAUAUCUUGAUCACUUUGAAGAGGGUUGUGCUCUAAUGUUGAGCCACCGAGUAUAGUGUAGUAGGCGUCACAAGUCGAGAGAAAAAAAAAGCAAGAUAAAGAGAUGGAAAAGAUAGAAAAGAAAAGCAGAACGAAAGCUCUUACGGGUCACGUAUCCAGGUUCUGACCUAGUUACACUAUAAGCCCCGGGAAUAAUACCGAUAUGCGUCGCUGAUGUCUGAUGUGGUUGAUGGCCGAUGGCUGAUGGCUAAACUUUGUUUUCUAUUCACUGACAAACCAACCCUUUCAACUUCUUACUUAUUGUUAGUUGCUCGGUUGGUUAGUGCUCUAUCUAUAGAAUACAUACAUGUCUAUUUGUUAUCUUUAAUGACAAACACUACUUUGGUAAAAAGCUAUCGUGCUUUAAUAAUAAUAAUUAAAAAAAAAAAAAAAAAAAAAUGACUGACUGAUAUCGAGCAACGUCAGACAGUUGUCAAAAUUAAAUCGCGUUUGCUACUUAAUUAUUUAAUUAUUUGGAUAUUUUUUAUCAGCCAGUUAAAUAUUCGGCGUAAUAAGUGGGCGUAGGACCCCACCGUAAAUUCAAAAACAACCAAAUAAUUAUUUAAAUUAACAAUAAACAUUAAAUUUAUUAUUUAAAUUGAAUAAUUUUACUCAAAGUCGAUCCCUGAAUGUUGGAUUAAAAUGAUAAAAUAAAUCAAGAGCCAGCUGUUUAAAUUUUUAGUUAUUGAUAAAUAUUAGUUGGUUGAUUUUAAAUAAAUAGUGGAAUAAUAAUUGUACUUAAAUAAACGGCCAUUCUAUGUUUCGAGGUGUUGAGCGACCUGUUAGUUACAAUCGCCGUGCCAGAGAGUGGAUUAAUAAGAUGUUAUUUCUCUGGGCACGAGAACCAACGCCAAGUCCCAAGGGUAGUGUCUGGUUGACUUGGUUGACAACUGCUGCAUUUUUUUGGACAUGUAGACGUCCGAUUUUUCGAGCUAUACGUGGUGUCGUGUCACCGCUACGUAUUAUUGGUAGUCACGCUCCCUCACGGGUUCGUUCAAUCAACCGUGGAAAGAGACGAGAAAUAGCUGGAGUUGUCCCUGAUCGACAGAGCUUAAUUUUGCAUCCAAAGCUGCCAGUGGUAUCAGUGACGGGUAUCAGGACAAAAGUAAAGCGACUGGGAACUGGAGACGGGCCUCACUUAACUCCUUGCGCCAACGUUAAUAAAAUUUCACAUAAAAUUCAGUACAGAGUCACCAGAAGUGGUCGAGUCUACGGAACCUACGUACCCCAUUAAAAUAAUUGUCAUUUUUAUAAAAUAGAUAAUAAAAUUUAUUUUAUAAAUCCUUGAUCAUUUAGAA